AUGGACAGGGCUAAUCUCUACCGUGUGUAUGAAAUAGUUAUUCCAUACCCGAGACAACCCGCCCCGAGCGCACGCACCGUGCUCGCGCUGGCGCUAGGCGUGCGCCUGGUGCAGAGAAACUCGUCCUCGCUCCUCGGGCCGACGGCGCUGCCAUUGGACGCGACGGACGGGGAGCUCGCUGGCUUCUGCUUCUGCGUCUGCAGCGGCGUCCUCUUCGCGGGCGACGCCACGCUCUCGCACAUGAUGGUCAAGUUCGCCGGCUUCUGGCUCCACAACAGCGUCCUCAUCCCGGACAACGCCAACGCCUACACCAAGACAGUGAGGAGGAAGGACGAGCUCAUCGUGUUCCCGCAGGGCCUACUGCAAAUCCAGGUCAACACCGACACAACCGCCGUGGCGUUCAGCACGUACAUCAGCGCCAACCCCGGCCUGCAGAUCACCGACUACACACUCUUUGCCAACCUCCUGCCAGAGGAUGUGGUGACCAAGGUCACCUUCAUCUGUGAAGCUGAGGUCAGGAGGCUGAAGGCGUUCUUCGGCCUCGUGAACAAGGCUGCCUUCUUCAUCAGUAUCCCGGACGACGACGCUCCAUCCUCCCAUUCCCGACGCCGGAAUCUGCGAUCGUGCACGGGUGCCCGCCGCACGCCGCCGCCGGCCGAACAACAACGACGCCCAACGACAGUAGCAGCAGCAGCGAGGUGAUGUCCUGCUGCUUCCUGCUGGAUGAGCUACUGAUCGCCGCCGGUGCCAUCAUGUCAAUUAACAAGCAGCUCUAUCUGCUUGAUCGAUGAGAAUAUGAGAUGAUGGCUGCUCCAAUUUGAUCGAUUUAUUUGCAGCUAGAAAUGGAGGCCAUAGUACUGGACAAAUUUUGGAGGCUAGCUAGAUCGUUCGCUCGCUUAUUAUUAACAGGGGGCUGGCAAUAAUUUGACCGGCAGCAAGUUGCCUUUAAUUUCAAGGGUUUUUUUUGUCUACUGGACACUCCGAAAAUGCUGUUUUGUGCACUGCACACUCUAAUUGUUGAAAUAGUCUGCAGACUAUCGUGAGUUGUAAAUUUUGUGCGCUGCACAUUGAUCCUAUUAAAAGGAAUAGAGUGUGCAGCGCACAAAUCAACAUUUUGAGAGUGUCCUGUACACAAAAAACCCUAAUUUCAACCGCGAUGACUCCUUGCUGUGGAACGUGCAUUUGUUUCCUUCCGUCCACUGGUUAGCUAUCUCUAGUACUAGCUAGUAUCUAUCCUUCUUAUUAAUUGAUAUAGUCGAUUGCAGAGACAAUAAUACAGAGACAAAGAGCAGCAUAUAGGAUCACAUGGAAUAUUCAUAACUAAUUUACUUGUACAAGCCACAUCGAUUCUUGUGGUUCUUCAGAAUUUCUGGUACAGCUAUAAAGGUUCCUGCAAAUUCUUACAUAUUGUAUUCCAAACAUGCCCUACAUGGUUAACACAACACUAACAAAAUUUUGCCUGCCAUAUCAUUGUUCCGUGUUUCCACCAGACAUCUCCAUCAGGCUAAGAACACUUGGAACAAAAUAACUAAGAGAGAUUUAAUUUCUCUAUGCUCUUUGGAGCUCUUACGGAAUCAUGACGCCAUCAAGACAUGUUACAAGUACAAAGAUGCAGCGAAUACUAUUGCCUCUUGAUCUUGCUGAUGGUCAAGCUCAAUUCUGUACUUGUUCAAAUAAGCAUUCAGCCCAUUCUGUUCCAAGUACCUGACAAUAAAGGAAUGUGACAAUAAUUAAUGCUGAUGCUUCAAAAAGUUCUG
Panicum virgatum (switchgrass) is the source of this 1757-nucleotide messenger RNA. RefSeq names its product germin-like protein 8-14. The transcript is spliced from 2 exons. The record is from RefSeq and is a predicted model, not a curated record. Gene Ontology annotation, molecular function: manganese ion binding. Bases 1 to 702 code for a protein of 233 amino acids. NCBI's taxonomy places the organism in Eukaryota, Viridiplantae, Streptophyta, Magnoliopsida, Poales, Poaceae.